AUGGUCAUUAGACAUAUACGGAAGAGAGGGCACAAGAAUGAUACAAGCUCUGAAUCUGAAUCCGAUUCAAGCUCAUCCGAUUCAUUAGAAGAGAAAGUAGUAACAAAAUCAAUCGUUAAUGAAGAGUCAAGAGUUAUAAAGAAGAAUGAUACUUAUAGUAGUAGCGAUGAAGAAUCAGAUAGCAGUGAGAGUAGCAGUAGUAGCAGUGAUGAAGAAAUCAUUUUCCAUCGGCCAAUACUCUUGAACAAAAAUCCAACCAAUGAAAAAAUACGUAAUGAAACAAAACCUAUUUCUGCCAUUUCAAAUUUAAACAAAAUUAGAAAAACACUUGACUUAGAACAAAGUGAGAGGAAUGAAUUGAAUAUAUUGGGAAACAAUUACUCCACAGACCAAGAUCUUAUUAAAAAAAUUCUAUUGCUAAAUGACAAUGAUACCAUUGAUGCUGAGAAUGAGAAAAAAUUAUGGGAAAAUAGACAACUGAAAAGAAAGCAAGAUUAUAAGGAUACUUUGAUUGAAAAACAGUUGUUAUUAGAACAAUAUGAGGCAAACAAAUAUAAAAAUGCAUUACUUCCUUUAGAAGGAACAGAAUUAGGAAAUGAUCAUGAUCAAGAUUCCAACGACAUUCCAAAGAAAAAAAGAUUGGAAAGUUCUUAUAGAAAAAAAGAUUUUAAACCUAAAAGGGUUCAAGAUAUGAAAAUGCAAAAGGAUUUAGUUCACACAACUUCGUAUGAUCCUAAUGAUUCUGAAUAUGCAACGUAUCAAUCAUAA
This is a messenger RNA of Henningerozyma blattae CBS 6284, 768 nucleotides long. It is a transcript of the gene SPP381, whose product is annotated as U4/U6-U5 snRNP complex subunit SPP381. The record is from RefSeq and is a predicted model, not a curated record. Bases 1 to 768 code for a protein of 255 amino acids. The transcript has a single exon. NCBI's taxonomy places the organism in Eukaryota, Fungi, Ascomycota, Saccharomycetes, Saccharomycetales, Saccharomycetaceae.